AACCCCAACAAGACUCCUCCUAGUCUCAACCCAGUCUCCUCUCAAAGUCCCGUUCAACACAGCGCCUAGAACCUACCGUUGAAACUUAUCGAUACAGCUUCGGGUCCCGGCGAUUGUUGUGAAUACCUUCCGCUAUGAAUCCACCUUGUGGAAGAUGCAGCAAAGCCGUGUACCCCACGGAGAAGGUGAACUGCCUCGACAAGUUCUGGCACAGGAGCUGCUUCAGCUGUGAGGUCUGUAAGAUGGCCCUCAGUAUGACCACCUACAAGGGCUUUGGCAAGAAACCCUACUGCUCCAUGCAUUACCCCAAAUCCUCCUUCACCAUGGUAACCGACACCCCAGAGAACCUCCGCCUCAAACAGCAGACCAUGCUCAACAGCCAGGCCCUGUACAAAGAAGACUUUGAGCGGAGCAGGGGGAGGGGCUUCAGCGUUGUCACGGAUACGCCUGAGAUGCAGAGGGUGAAGAAAACCCAGGACCUGAUCAGCAACAAUGCGAGGAGCAGGCAACAGCAGAUGGUUCCGCCCCACUCCGGGCCGCAGCUCCUGCUGCCACAGCGCCCCUUGGUGGACCGAGGGCCGCGGUUCCAGGCGCUGUAA
This is a messenger RNA of Gadus chalcogrammus (walleye pollock), 599 nucleotides long. Its product is annotated as LIM and SH3 domain protein 1-like. The coding region runs from base 135 to 599 and encodes 154 amino acids. The record is from RefSeq and is a predicted model, not a curated record. The transcript has 6 exons. NCBI's taxonomy places the organism in Eukaryota, Metazoa, Chordata, Actinopteri, Gadiformes, Gadidae. Gene Ontology annotation, cellular component: focal adhesion. Gene Ontology annotation, molecular function: actin filament binding.